AUAGCAACCCAUUAACGCUGCUGUCAGAUUAAUAGGUGCGGCCAUGUUGAUCUGUAGCGAAUAAAAUAGAAUUAUUUUGCUUUUAGGGAAUAAAAAUUGACACAAUAUGCCCAAAUGCGACCUCAAAACGAGAUACAUCCCCGCGACCUUCGCCUGGACAUUGCUUUUGGGCACGACGUCACUAUUUUUUUAUUUUCCAUGCCAGUACUACCUACAAAGGCACCCAUGGGUCCCGGCGUAUCAAGGUGUCAUAACGUUUUUUGUUUUGGCCAAUUUUACACUGGCCACUUUCAUGGACCCGGGAGUUAUACCAAAAGCUCCACCUGACGAGGACCGCGAAGACGACUUCCGAGCUCCUCUAUAUCGCAGCGUGGAAAUAAAUGGCAUAACUGUGCGAAUGAAAUGGUGCGUCACGUGCAAGUUCUACAGGCCGCCGCGCUGCUCGCACUGUUCUGUGUGCAAUCAUUGCAUAGAGACAUUUGACCACCACUGCCCUUGGGUGAACAACUGCAUAGGGCGGCGUAACUAUAGGUUCUUCUUCUUCUUCCUAAUAUCGCUCUCCAUACACAUGCUGAGCAUAUUCGGACUCAGUCUCUACUUUAUCAUGAACAAUAACGGCCGGACUUUGACAGAAGUCGAGCCUAUUGUGUCAAUGGUGAUAAUGGGCGUAAUAGCCCUCCUAGCCAUCCCGAUAUUCGGGCUGACGGGGUUCCACAUGGUGCUGGUCUCGCGAGGCCGCACCACCAACGAACAGGUCACCGGCAAGUUUACCGGCGGCUACAACCCCUUCUCGAAGGGCUGCUGGUACAACUGCUGCUAUACGCAGUUCGGCCCGCAAUAUCCUAGCCUGGUCAGGCCAUCGAAAUACGUGUACAAGGGCAAGAAGCGCCGCGAGCUUCGGCCGCCCUCCGAUUCGGGCAUAUCGACGAUCGCGACCGACCACCAGGUAAAGACGUACACGGCCGACAACGGGGCGGCGCACCGCGUGGUCGGCGCGCACGCGCACUAUAACAAGCUGUCCCCCGGCCGCGAGGAGCCCUCCUGCGAGAUGGAAGGCCCGGGCGCCUCCCAGUCCGCCGACUGCGAGCCCACGCCGCCGCCGAUGCAGCGCCGCGGCUCCGGCGCGAAUCUGUUCCCGCCCGCCGACCAUCACCUGCCGCCGCGACAUCACUACCCGCGGCUCAGCCCGCUCUCUAGGAACACUAGCCAUGGCAACACAACCACCGGCUACCGCGUAGUAAUGGAACCUCUUCGAUACGACGGCGGCGCGAACGGCGCGCGGCCUUCGCCGACCAUGCAACAGCGCAUCAAGUCGCUCGGAGUGGCAACGCCGCUCGCCGUCAGCAGUCCUGUGCGGAGGUCCAACCCGGGCACGCCGACCGCGCCGCGCCGGCCGGACUUCAUCGGCGUCGGCCGCGCCGCCUCCCCGCAGCGGCGCUUCCUGUCCGAGGGCGAGCUGCUGCGCGACCGGCCCGCGGCCGACAUCCGCGAGCUGGCCGCGUCCCCGCAGCGCGGGAACUAUCUGUGGGCGGAGCGGGCGCCCCCGCGCGGCGGGGUUGCCGUGUACCCGCCGGGCGCCGCGCCGUCCCCGCUGCCGCGCCGCAGGCCGCCGGGCGCCGCGCCCGCGCCGCAGCGCCCUCUGUCCUUCGUGCGCGCGCUCGAGGUGCAGGACCAGCUGCACCAAGAGCGCGCCGUCCCCGCCGACCCCCCCGACCGCGCAUCCGUCUACGACUGCAACUACGAGAUAUCCGUUUGAGACGCCCGAACUUUUGGUAUCAUGUUCCGUGUUCGACGUUCCGAUGUUACCUUAGCGUGGGACGAUUCGCCUCGGUUUUACGUCCUCGACCCCCGCGGUAUCGGGCGUUCGGUCCGUCUAGUGCCCCGAGUGCGGCCCGCGUGUGAUUCCAAAGAACGUGUUUGUUAUUUUUUUGUUUAAUGUUGUAACGCACAAUGAUCACUGACAUUGACCAUGGGAAACAUAGAAAACCUACUUUUAAAUUUAGAUAUUCGAAUUUGAACUUAUCGGAGAAUAUCAGGCCGCCGGUCAGCAUUUUGUAUCCUCCGUAGAGUAGGUGCGCGGUGAGGAGUGAUUGUGUAACGUUACUAUAUAGUCAAUAGCGAUUAAACGUAAGACUCGGGUUAUUGCUCGUGAGGUGUAAUUAGAAUUUUAUAUGUAUGUAUAUUUGUGAGCGAUUUGUAUAGUUGAAUUAUAUUUAACUUUGUUGACAGAGCGUGUACAUAGUCCCCCCCAGUGUUGUGAUUCCGAGAUGACAAUUAUAGAAGUAUAUAGAAAUUGUAUCGACAAUUUGUGUGUCUCGAUUACUCUGUAUAAAAUAUAUUUAUAAAAAAUAAGAUUUCGUUGA
Molecule: messenger RNA, 2363 nt
Organism: Cydia amplana
Lineage: Eukaryota; Metazoa; Arthropoda; Insecta; Lepidoptera; Tortricidae
Gene: Zdhhc8
Product: palmitoyltransferase ZDHHC8
Exons: 10
Coding region: 107-1756 (549 amino acids)
Biological process (GO): protein palmitoylation
Molecular function (GO): palmitoyltransferase activity
Source: RefSeq, a predicted model, not a curated record